Messenger RNA from Thlaspi arvense, 756 nucleotides. The record is from the annotation of a GenBank genome assembly. Lineage: Eukaryota; Viridiplantae; Streptophyta; Magnoliopsida; Brassicales; Brassicaceae.
GAGAAGAUGGGAUUUCUCUCCAACAAGAUCUCCAUUGAUGAAGUGAAGCCAGGCGAUCACAUCUAUUCAUGGCGUCAGGCCUAUGUUUACGCUCAUCACGGAAUCUAUGUAGGUGAUGGACAAGUCAACCAUUUCACUCGUGGGGAUGGUCAAGAGACUGGAACUGGGACUUUCUUGGACAAGAUGAUUGUUAGUUCAUCCCCAAAUCAUGGAGACAGCCCCUGUCCUAAUUGUGGAGAUAGAUCCAAGCUUGGUGGUGUAAUCUCUUCUUGUCUCGACUGCUUCCUCGCUGGAGGUGAUCUCUACCUCUUCGAGUACAGUGUCUCUCCUGCUAUUUUUCUCGCCAAACCUCGAGGUGGCAUAUGCACAAUAGCGCCUUCAGAUCCUCCAGAAGAAGUCACUUACCGUGCAAACUUCCUCUUGCGAAAUGGUUUCGGUGUUUACAAUGUUUUCAAGAACAACUGUGAAGAUUUUGCCAUCUACUGCAAAACUGGGUUGCUUGUAGCGAACACUGACGUGGGAAGGAGCGGUCAAGCCGCUUCAAUGGUUGCAGCAGCCAGCGUUGUUCUCUCUUCACCACUCAGGUUCGUAGCAGGUUUUGGGGGUUUGGCUGUGGCUGGCUACGGCAUGUACUGCGUCAGUCGCCUGGUUUCAGACAUAGGCAUGCGAUGGGAUGUGAGCAAGGUGCCUGUGGAGAGACUUAUUGCUGAUAUGGAUGAUAUGGUUGGGACAGAUUGUCAACCGGAGGAGAUUUAG